AUGAUUAUUAAAACAUUAGAUAUUUUCCCAGUGUCUCUCCCAUUGGUGCAGAUAGCAGGAGGGCACUGCUACCUGCUCGGGUUGACCUGCGCCAACGAGCCUCACGGCAGGUCUGUCUGGUCCAUUGGCUGUGGUCUGGGCGGCAAGCUAGGCCACGGCACAAAGUACGACGAAUGCCGCCCGAAAGAGAUCGCACACUUUAAAACCCUAGAGUUCGCCCCCACAGCCGUUGCUGCAGGCGCAUGGCAUGCUGCUGCUGUUGCUACUGACGGGAGAGUUGCCACGUGGGGGUGGGGCAGGCAUGGGUGCCUGGGGCAUGGGAAGGACCAGUCUGGGGCGGGUUUCAGCAAGGAUGACUCGCACGGUUCACGUGGCAAGCUCCGUCCAGCUGUGAAAGCAUGCCACGUGGCAGCAGGGGAUUACACAACGUUUGUGGUGGGGGAGGGCGGCGAGGUGUGGUCGUUUGGGAGCGUGGAGAGCCCGUGUUUGGGGCAUGGCGGCGGGUGGGAGAGGGAGGAGGAGGAGGAAGGGGAGGAGAUAGACGAUGCUGAUCUUCAUGAUAUCGUGUUGCGGCAGCACCGGCGGCGCUAUCGGGAUGUGAUGCAGCCACCCGCGGCGGGUGUCUCUGCUGGAGGAGCGAGCUACCCACCCACCUGCUUCUCUUACCCCUCUUGCUCUUCCCUCUCCCUUACACUGCCCACUCCCCCCACAUUCUCCUAG
Molecule: messenger RNA, 720 nt
Organism: Closterium sp. NIES-65
Lineage: Eukaryota; Viridiplantae; Streptophyta; Zygnematophyceae; Desmidiales; Closteriaceae
Source: the annotation of a GenBank genome assembly